CCCUCUAAACACCCCCCCAAAACAUAAUUAACGGAUGAAUUAUCAAAAGUUCCAAAUGAAAGCCAAUGCAAAGCCCGGAACUUUGAAUGUUCCGUCCCACAAAUAGUGGCAGGAGACAUUAUUUUCUCGGAGUCUUCACAUGCAAAACCAAACCCUCCGCAUUAUUUUUUGUACUUAUGUUCUUAGUCGCCACUCAACCCCACAUUCGUGCUGAGAAAAUACAAUAGAGAAAAACCCAAUAUCGAGAAACAGAGUAACGCUCGAAAACAACAAAGAAGAGAGAGAUAGAGAAGAAAAGCUCGCGUCUUUUUGUUUCGUGGACUUGAAAAUUCUGAAAAAUCUCUUUCUUGCUCCGGCUGGCAAUACUGGGCGUCUCGGUUGCUCCUCCCUCUUUGCGCGUUUUUGAGGUUGAAGACGGCGUCACUCUGGAGCUGCGAGUGAUGGGCGACGAGAAAUCGCCGAUCGCCAUGGGAAGUAGGGAAAGGGAGAGAGAUCGGGAGCUCCUUAUUCCGGUGGCCAAUACCGGGAGCGAUGAGUCGUCCUCCUCGAAGCCCUCUCCUUCCUCUUCGUCUCUGCAGCAGACGGGCCGUGAGACAUUAUACAAAGUUGUUAGGAGUUGGGCUUCAAAAAAGUUUAUGACUGGAUGUGUCAUCCUCUUUCCCAUUAUAAUCACAUUCUAUGUGACAUGGUGGUUCAUACACUUUGUUGAUAGCUUCUUCUCUCCAAUAUAUGCACAACUUGGGAUUGAUAUAUUCGGUCUUGGAUUUGUUACAUCCAUAACUUUCAUCUUCUUGAUUGGGGUGUUCAUGUCAUCAUGGUUGGGUACGUCUGUCCUCAGCCUUGGAGAGUGGUUCAUUAAACGGAUGCCAUUUGUUCGUCACAUUUACAGUGCCUCCAAGCAAAUUAGUGCUGCUAUAUCACCAGAUCAAAACACUCAAGCAUUCAAAGAGGUGGCUAUCAUAAGACAUCCUCGAAUCGGUGAAUAUGCAUUUGGAUUCAUCACUUCAUGCGUUGUUUUGCAGAAUUAUUCUGGGGAGGAAGAGUUGUGCGCUGUUUAUGUCCCCACGAAUCAUCUUUACAUUGGCGAUAUUUUCCUCGUUAAUUCCAGGGACAUCAUCAGACCAAAUCUCUCUGUCCGUGAAGGGAUUGAAAUCGUCGUUUCUGGAGGAAUGUCGAUGCCUCAGAUCCUCUCUGCGCUGGACUCGCGCAUUAUGCCAGUUGAAAGAAGUAGACCUGACAGAAGCCAGCACUAGUAGUGGACGAUUUCUUUCAUCUGUAGUUUGCCAUCUUUCGCAUCCGAUCGGGUCAGCACAUCAAUUGAUUCACGCAAUGAAGAGUUCGGGGUGUUUCAGUUUUUCAUGGUCAAGGCAACAAGAGUCGGAUGGCAUAUGACACACCGGUUUUCGUUUAGGAUGUAGAAUUAGUGUUCUAUCAAGAUAUAGUGAAAAGGGAUUAUUUGUAGAGGUGAAUGGCUCUUUGAUUUUCGAUUUGAUUACUUAUGUCCACAAUUAGUAUUUGGUUUGGCGAGAGAUCUCUCUGGACUAUACCAGUAAAACUUGUGCAAUGCUGCCUUGCUACGCUCAUUCUACUUAGAUAACCAACAACGUAGAUAGGAAGGCAAAAUGGUUUGUUCAAGUUCCUGCA
Rhodamnia argentea is the source of this 1644-nucleotide messenger RNA. Its product is annotated as protein LIKE COV 1-like. The record is from RefSeq and is a predicted model, not a curated record. Lineage: Eukaryota; Viridiplantae; Streptophyta; Magnoliopsida; Myrtales; Myrtaceae. Gene Ontology annotation, biological process: stem vascular tissue pattern formation. The coding region runs from base 441 to 1253 and encodes 270 amino acids. The transcript is spliced from 7 exons. Gene Ontology annotation, cellular component: Golgi apparatus.